AUGCCGUUGCUGCACCUCGAAGAUGAAGAGGUGGGCGACCUCGUGACCCAUCUCGUGGAGACCUUCCGAAAGGGGGUGAACAGUUUUAUCGAAGAGCUUGAUGCGAAGCUUCGGCAUGAGUUCGAAGCCCUGGAACGGAAGGAGGUCCAACUUCGCGUGGAGAGACAGGCUCUGGAUGAGAUGCGAAGGUGUCUGCGACAGGAGCAAGAUUCCUUAGAGGUGUGCAAGCACCGACAUGGAGCCAGGAAAACCCAGAAGCAGAUGAAAGUUCGCUUCAACGACGAGGACGAGAAACAGAUCGUUGACCCGCAGAUCGCAUCGGAAUUUCUGGUCAACGCACCUGAACCUGAGCCUAGCCCGGGCGACGAAAGCGAAAGCCGCGAGGCUGCCCUGUUCCGACGACACAGUCAUCUGUCGCUCCAUCCCUGGUCAGGAAACCCCAAGCCCAGCGAGACGGUCACCAUUGCUGGGUGCCAGUACGCUGUUCUGCCGUCGACAAGCCCAGAAGAUGAGACACGGCCGCGGCUUCGUGGCACCCUGAUCUCAGUACCCAGCGGCUGGUCCCUGCUGUCGACAUCUGUGGACGGCUUCGAGUACAUUCUUCAGCAGCUGACACUUCACUGCUGGGGUACUCCGUUGAUCGCCAUCCAGAGCCAGAAGGCCAUUGCUCUAACCGCCGCGGCCACGUCGAUUGCGCUGCUGGCAGCAUCACAGCUGAAGCCUGAGCAAGGAAAGCUCGAGAAGCCGCUGAAGCCCGAGAAGGCAUUGCUGAAGCAGCGCCUGGCAUUCUUUGCAGAUGCGCAAGGCUCUUUCGGUGCAGAUUGGUUUUCUGUUGCUGUUGGCAUGCAAGGUCUUCUGGCGGCUCAGAGUGAUGCAGCAUUCUACAAGAAGCGUCUUCAAGAAAAAUGCGUCGGCGCCUGCCAGCAGGCAGCCGCGCGGCGUUUGGCUUUCGAGGCCGGAGCCUUGGCUGCUGUUUCUCGCACUGCACUCCGGUGCCGAUGUCUGCAAGCUUGGCGGUCUCUAGCCCGAGCACGAUUCUGCGAUGUGUCUGCAGAGGAGUACAGCUCGCUGCUCGCAGCGCAUCUUGAACAUAACGAGCGCUGCCUGCGAGUUCUCGAGGCUUGGGCCGUGGGUUUGGAGGCCGGCGGAAGUCAGUGCACUUCAUCGAUUCAGAAAAUGCAUGUGUCGUCAUGUGUCCAUCUUAUGUGA
Molecule: messenger RNA, 1209 nt
Organism: Symbiodinium necroappetens
Lineage: Eukaryota; Dinophyceae; Suessiales; Symbiodiniaceae
Source: the annotation of a GenBank genome assembly